ACAAAAACCCGAUCCUACUAAUCCUAAAUUUCCUUCUCUAGAUGCAUCAUAUUCUGACAGACGCGGAUUCACUAAUACAGCUUUAAUCCCACCUUUAUCAACUCUUGCUAGUAGAAGUUUUAAUACGAUUACUAAACAUGUUGGAAUCUUAAAGAAACUCGGGGGAUAUCCUCGUAAAAUUCCUUCAUCAUCUAAAUUUAAGUCCUUCAAAAUACAAACCAAUGCACUAUAUGACGCAUUUACCAAAACGAACGUUCUAGGCGCGGAACAUUUUCUCGCAUCGGAAAAAGCAUUGAAAUAG
This is a messenger RNA of Entrophospora candida, 301 nucleotides long. The record is from the annotation of a GenBank genome assembly. Lineage: Eukaryota; Fungi; Glomeromycota; Glomeromycetes; Entrophosporales; Entrophosporaceae.